Molecule: messenger RNA, 813 nt
Organism: Rosa rugosa (rugosa rose)
Lineage: Eukaryota; Viridiplantae; Streptophyta; Magnoliopsida; Rosales; Rosaceae
Exons: 1
Coding region: 1-813 (270 amino acids)
Source: RefSeq, a predicted model, not a curated record
AUGCUUGCUGCUAUCCACAAACACAUCAUCCGCACCCAAUUUCAGUGCUCUCGAAAUUACUCUGCUGCUUAUGCAAUCAGUCUUCAGAACAGCUCCAAAAAUUGGCAACAGCUCAGAGAAGAGAAACUGACGGCGAGCACAUUUGCCGCGGCUGUCGGAUUCUGGCCUCGCCAGCGGGUCAAGCUCUGGCGAGAGAAGAUUGGAGCUGUUAAGCCGUUUUCCGGUAACCUAUCUACCUCCUGGAGUAACAUCAAAGAAGAAGAAGCUGUCCAAAGAUACAAGAUGAUUACCCAAAACAAUGUUUUGCCUCCUCGGUUCCAAGUUCAUAGCAAAGCUGAUUGGCUCGCAGCUUCACCGGAUGGGAUAGUCGAAUCGCCUUCCAAUUCGACAGGAGUACUGGAAAUCAAGUGCCCAUUUUUCGACGGAGAGAAGAGCCGGGCCUUGCCUUGGUUUCGCAUUCCGGCGCACUGUAUCCCCCAGGCCCAGGGAUUGAUGGAGAUUCUUGACACAGAGUGGAUGCAUUUCUAUGUUUGGACACUGAACGGGAGUAGCUUGUUUAAGUUGUACAGGGACAGGGAGUAUUGGCGUGUUUUGGAACAAGCUCUCUCGGAUUUUUGGUGGAAACAUGUUCAACCGGCGAGGGAGAUUUUCAGUAACAGAUCGAAAACGGUGGGGAGCACGCAUUUGCUAUUGAAACCGCUGAGGCCAGCAGAAACGCAUGAGAUGAUUGAUCAUAUAGUUUGUGAAAGCAGACGCAUUGUUUGUAGGUCUGAGUUGUUGGUGCGUGAAGUCCAUGCCAAAAUGCAAAAUUGA